ACCGGUUCUUACUGAUCCGGAUCAACCGGAUCAAAAUCCGGGUUCCGUUUCGGUACCGGUUCCGGUACCUAUAAGACCGGUUCCUUACCGGUUCAACCGGUACGGGAACCGGACCGGACAAAAACCGGUCCAAUUGCCAGCCUUAGUUUGAACUGCUUACUAUCAUAUUACUAAAAUAAUUAUUCAUUUCUAUUCUCACACUUGGUUUUUCAGAAAAAUUUUGCAACAAGGUGAAUCUCAGUUUACUAUGCUUUUGCGUAUGUGUUGCUUUCUAUGAAAAUCUACAAAAGGGAAGGGCAAGACAUCCAGAGUUUCAACAACAGUGGAUUUAUAGUGGCCUUGAAAGUCAUAUUCAAGGAGCAAAUAGAGAAAUACAGGCUGCAUCAUCAACUUAGGAGGGAAAUGGAGAUUCAAACCAGCCUUCGUCAUCCCAAUGUACUGAGGCUAUAUGGUUGGUUUCACGAUGAGGAGCGGAUUUACUUGAUUUUGGAGUAUGCUCAUGGCGGUGAGCUGUAUAGGGAGCUAAGGAAGACCGGUCGCCUGUCUGAGAAACAAGCUGCCAUAUAUAUUGCAAGUCUCACACAAGCACUAGCGUACUGUCAUGAGAAGCAUGUUAUUCACAGGGACAUAAAGCCAGAAAACCUGUUACUUGAUCAUGAGGGUCGCUUAAAGAUUGCAGACUUUGGGUGGUCUGUACAAUCUAGAAGCAAGAGACAUACAAUGUGCGGAACUCUGGACUAUCUGGCACCAGAAAUGGUGGAGAACAAAGCUCAUGAUUAUGCAGUUGACAAUUGGACCCUGGGGAUCCUUUGCUAUGAGUUUUUAUAUGGUGUGCCUCCAUUUGAGGCCGAGAGACAGACCGACACAUUCAGAAGAAUUAUGAAGGUAGACCUCAGCUUCCCUUCAACACCAGAUGUAUCUGGUGAAGCUAAGAAUCUCAUUAGCCAGCUUCUUGUGAAGGACUCUUCUAAAAGGCUGUCUCUUCAAAAGAUCAUGGAGCACCCUUGGAUAAUUAAGAAUGUCACAUGACACUAUAAUGUGAGUCUCGUCGCCAAUUUGCAUCGUUUAGUUAAAUCCCUGUUUGUUGUUUCAACUCUUUUUCCUAUUACAUAAUAUGAGAUCGCUUCGGGUAUAUGCAUAUAUUAAAAAGUCACUACAUGAGAUUUACUUUA
Messenger RNA from Solanum tuberosum (potato), 1172 nucleotides. Its product is annotated as serine/threonine-protein kinase Aurora-3-like. The transcript is spliced from 6 exons. Gene Ontology annotation, biological process: protein phosphorylation. The record is from RefSeq and is a predicted model, not a curated record. Gene Ontology annotation, molecular function: protein kinase activity; ATP binding. The coding region runs from base 274 to 1029 and encodes 251 amino acids. NCBI's taxonomy places the organism in Eukaryota, Viridiplantae, Streptophyta, Magnoliopsida, Solanales, Solanaceae.